AUGAACGGUAUCGACAUCCUUUGCGAUGCCGCUGGCUCCGACAUGCUCAACUCCCUCUACUCCCCGCCCGAAGUACCGAAAGAGCCGGCCCAACAUCCACCUCAGCAGCUCGGGAAGCGCAAGUUAAGCACAUCCGACACAUCGCCCUCCUCGAUACACGUCUGCCAUAUAUGCAAAAGAGUCUACGAGCGAGCCGAUCAUCUGACGCGCCAUCUACGAUCCCAUGAGAACGCCCGCCCCUACCAGUGCUCCCGAUGCCCCAAGCGAUUCAACCGCGCCGACCUCCUCACCCGCCAUGAGACAACACACGACCGGGAUAACGCGGGCAAGGGCAGAACAUUCAUACGCAGAAGCGAUCGAGCCGCCGAGGCCUGUCUGAACUGCGCCGCUUCCAAGUCAAAAUGCGAGGUAAACAUUGGCCCAACCACGUUGUACCCUGGCCACGAGACUGACGCCCACAUAGGACGCCAAGCCUUGUUCUCGCUGUCGCUCCAAGAACCUGCCAUGCGAAGUUGCUUCCAAGCGCACACAUCCGCAUCGGUCAUCAACAGAUGGUAUUUCAACUCCGUCUGA
Molecule: messenger RNA, 573 nt
Organism: Colletotrichum higginsianum IMI 349063
Lineage: Eukaryota; Fungi; Ascomycota; Sordariomycetes; Glomerellales; Glomerellaceae
Product: C6 transcription factor
Exons: 1
Coding region: 1-573 (190 amino acids)
Source: RefSeq, a predicted model, not a curated record